AUGUCAUCCGACUACGGAUCGGACAUUGACUCCGACGUCGCCGAUGUCGUCGACGAGAUCGUCUCGUCGCAGCAAGCUCCCCCUUCCUCCGCGCAAAUACCACGACCUGCGCUAAAGCCACUCAAUACCAAUACAUCUGUCACCCCGCCGUCAUCCCAUGAGAAAUCAAACGAAAUCACGCUUCAGCAAUGGCACCAAGCUGCCUCAACGCCGCCGCCCUCGGCCUCAUCAUCAGAUGCCGAACCCUAUCGCCUGACGUUUGGCAAACAUGAGGGCAGGACGCUUGCGGAGAUACCGACGUCUUAUAUUACGUGGUUGAUUAGGAAUCCGAUUUCGAGUAGGCCGAUGGAGUUGAUAUAUGCGUUGGAAGAGUGGCAGGAGGAGAAGAAGAAUGGGAGGAAGGCGGCAUCGCAAGCGUCGCAAUCGCAAGCAUCCCAAUCACAAGCAUCGCAGGCGCAGGCGUCGCAGAUGUCGAUGUCGUCGCAAACGCAAGCUACAUCUUCGAAGAUGCCGCUCUCUCGGCCGUCAUCUCAAGCCUAUCAGGCCUCUCCUCCAUCAUCACAGCCUCCGAUCACGAGCACGCAUGUCUCUAAAUACACAAAUCCUCCUUCGCCUUCUCGCUCGCCGUCACCACCGCCUAGCACACAACAGUCAUAUCCCCCUUCGUCACAGCCCACGGCACCUCAAGAAUUGCCUGAUGGUCCCCUAUACAUACUCCCUUUCGGCGAGUACAAGGGGAAGACUCUGCUCGAGGUACCAGAGGAUUACCUCUACUAUCUUGGUGCGAGCGAAGACAAGUUGGCUACUUUGCCUGGUUUGUCUGAUGCGCUCGGCUUAAUGCAGAAAGGUCUACCUCCAGUCGCUAUGGCAUCCACGGCCCCAAGUCAGGCUUCUUCGCAGGCUCUACCACCACCAUCAUCUGAACCGCCUGCAUCUAGUCAGCUCUCACAGAUGAGCCAACCACAGCAGGCUCCACCACCACCUUCCACUGCGCCCAGCCAUUAUUCCCUCUGUAAAGACGACAUGCCGAAUAGUUCGCAACCUCCCGCACCGCAGCUCUCUGCGUCGCAACCUGCUCCGCAGCCUCCCUCCUCUCAACCUCCACCCCGCAAACAAUCAUACCGUUUCGACUUUGGCAAGCACGAAGGCAAAACCAUCGCCGAAGUCCCUCCCGACUACAUGGCCUUCCUGAAAAGCAAGGGGUUCACCGAGACAAACGAGACACUGGCUGCAGGAGUUGCAGAGUACGAACGCCACCACCCACCCAUCGGGACGCCGCGCAAGGGCGAAUACAAAUUCACGUUCGGCAAGCAUGAAGGAAAGACUGUGGCACAAGUGCCUCAGACCUACAUUUGGUUUAUCAAGAACAAAACUACGAUUAUGAAGGAUAAGCCAGAGGUGGGCGCUGCGAUUCGGCAGUUUGAGCGGACUCAAAAACGGACGGAGACUAAGGCUCAAAAUCGUGGUCGUCGUAGGGCUUGGUCUCCGAUGUGCUCAUGUUGUGAUUGA
Messenger RNA from Alternaria viburni, 1509 nucleotides. RefSeq lists its product as uncharacterized. NCBI's taxonomy places the organism in Eukaryota, Fungi, Ascomycota, Dothideomycetes, Pleosporales, Pleosporaceae. The record is from RefSeq and is a predicted model, not a curated record. The coding region runs from base 1 to 1509 and encodes 502 amino acids. The transcript has a single exon.